Molecule: messenger RNA, 348 nt
Organism: Amoebophrya sp. A120
Lineage: Eukaryota; Dinophyceae; Syndiniales; Amoebophryaceae
Source: the annotation of a GenBank genome assembly
CGCGAGCUCCCGAGGGAAUUUGAAAUUGCUGGAAAAGAUGAAAGCGUUUUGCGACUUCGUCACGACGACGAGUUGUACUGUCGAAGAGAAAGCGCCAGAUCGGCCAAGUGACUCAACAAGGAGAACACAUCUUCGCGAUACGCAGAUAGGACAAGUCGCAACGGACGAGGACUACAGUGUUGGAGCGGAUGAUGAUCCACAAGCGACCCGCAACGACGAGGACGAGCUCCCUGGCGAUCUGCCACAUCAGAACUACCUUGAGCACCCCUUCUUCGCCGAAACCCUGGCUCUUCCGGCCCGGAACGGGCAGACCGCGUUGCACAUCGUUGCCGACGCGGCGACGUGCAG